Molecule: messenger RNA, 1704 nt
Organism: Podospora pseudopauciseta
Lineage: Eukaryota; Fungi; Ascomycota; Sordariomycetes; Sordariales; Podosporaceae
Exons: 7
Coding region: 499-1704 (401 amino acids)
Source: RefSeq, a predicted model, not a curated record
UCAAUACCUACCUGUCACAUUCUAGACCCUUGCCGUUGCACUUUUCAUUGCAUACCUGUCAGCUCACGUAGUCCCUUCCACGGAGCGGCCGUCACUCAACUCGCUUCACCCCCAUGCCACCCAACCCCUGACGCCGCCAAUACCCGUUUGAUUCAUUCAAAGAGCGAGACGACAUCGAGGACACCGAGAACCCGGUAACCCGGUCGAAAUUUGCGCGCCACAGUCUUGUCUGCUUAUCUGACUCUUUGGUGGAUUCGCUGAUCAUGUCAACGGGCGAGAUCCUGCGGCCUUCCAUGAACAUGGAUAGAAACCGAUAUCUCCGAGAGUGGCAUCAGGGGCAGCUGCGAGUCUUCGGGCACAGUCCGUUAUGUGACGACAACCACAACAAAAAGGUAGAUGUCUACACUGUCGUCUCCCGAAGAUUUAAACUUAGACAACCUCAGUAGAAUGAGUCAGAGCUAGAAACCAAAUUGAGACCGACAUCAACUUGCCUUCAUCAUGACGCUCGGAGGCGAUGGCCCAUGGGCUGUCUCCGUCAUGUGGAUAGUUACAGCCCUUACCUCUGUCUUUGUUCUCCUCCGUAUCUACACCAGGUUCCACGUGGUGGAAAGCUAUGGGCUGGAUGACCACGUCUACAACUUCGCGUUUGUUCUCCUGCUGUGCUACACAAUCAUGACAACCAUCGCAGCCCAAUAUGGCUUCGGCCAAAACAUGUUCGACAUACAGGAAGUUGAAGACCUUGUCAAAGCUAUUUUGUUCGAGGCAAUCGGCCAAACAUUUGCGGUGGUUGGCAUGGCGGUGGCAAAGUGGUCGCUGGGUCUCUUCUUGUUGCGCCUUGUCACGCAAACAUGGCACAAGUUCGUCAUAUGGAUUACGAUGGGAAGCUUGCUGGCAGCGUCUAUAUCUGUCUGCUUUGUGUUCUGGCUGCAAUGCUCGCCACCGGCUUACCUCUACGACAGGAGAAUUCCUGGGGGUUACUGCUACAUCAACACCACGCCAGUGUCGUUUACCUUGUGCAUCCUCUGCGUCAUUGCAGACUUCUUCUUCGCCAUCUUCCCAUGGGUCUUCCUCUGGAAGCUCCAGAUGAACCAGCGGGAGAAGAUUAUCAUUGCCGCAAGUAUGAGUCUUGGGUUGAUCGCCGGUGCAUGCGGUAUUAAAAGGACCAUUGAAGUCCCCAAUCUGUCAAGUACAAACUACACCAAGGACACAGUUGGUCUCAUUGUCUGGUCCGCUGCCGAAAUCGCCAUCACCAUGAUCUGCAUUGGCGUCCCUGUCGUCCGACCCCUCUACAAAGGCUUCAUCGACAAGCUCACGUCCCGCGCCACCCGCUCAACAUCCGGUUACAAGAAACAAAGUGGUCCACGAUACGGGCUCAAGACAUUUGGGGGGAGCACCAUGCCUGGAGCGAGUCGAUGGCAGGCUGAGACAACUGAUGGGGAGGAGAGUGAUGACAAAGCAAAGAAAGCCGAGGAACGGACAAGGCAGCUGAAGAUGGGCGUGAACGGCCCCUUCACUCAUACCAAGGCUGUUGGAGGGAGGACCAUGCCGGCUAAUAGGAGUGAUGAGGAGAUUUUGGGGCAGGAGUAUCGAGAGAACAUGGCGGAUGAUGUGGAGGAUGGAAGUGGGAGGGGUAGUAACAUUCAGGUUGUCGAGACUUGGACUGUUGAUCGGUCGUCACCGGUUGGGUCGCGGGGGAGGUAUUGA